AUGGUCCGGGUCCCGCCCGACUUCGUGGAAUGGGAGGCCGAAAGCGUGGCCCUGCACCUUGAUAGCGGCUGGUACGCUUUCCCCACCCCGGGCCUGGACCCCUGCCAGCCGCCAGCAGCCGUUCCAGUGGCCUUUGCCGCGCUGACCGCGCGGCGCUGCCGCCUGCUGGACGCGCUGGGGGAGGCCUUCGAGCUGCAGCCCAGCGCAGUGAUGGUUGCACGGGAGCCGUCAGGCGGCUACCUGGAGGAGCGGCUGGAGCGGCGCUGGGCGGGGUCCUCGGCGGGCGUGGCCUCGCGCCACACACUGCCGUCGCACCCCUCCCUGCUGGCCCCGGGCCUGACGGCGCGCGAGGUCCAGCUCAGCAUCCUGGGGCGCACGCUGGACGCGGGGGUGUGGCGCAAGGCCUUCCUGGCGGGCGGCUACGACGCCGACCCGGGCGAGGACCGCGCGGCCAGCGUGGCCGCCGGCUACGCCGCGCAGGUGGUGCAGGCCGCAGCGCGGUACCUGGGCGUGCCGCUGCGUUACCCGCUGCGCCUGGAGGGGUCCACCUCCGGCAUCGCCAGCGGAUACGCGCCGGCGGGCGGGUGGCGCCCCGCCCCCGCCCCGGCCCCCUCCUUCUUCUCGGGCGCGCCGGCGGCGGACCCGGGCGCGGCAGACGCGGGCGCGGAGCUCCAGACCUACCCGCUGCACUGCACGGGCGACCGGGACCGGCCCAGGUUCGGCAUCGCAGUGUACCUGCUCAACAAGGACGUGGCCCAGCUGCUGCAGGCGCACGGCAUGAGCGCUGGGGGACCGGGCCACCUGCUGGCUAAUUUGCACAAGCUUCUGGCCGCGGCCAGGAGUGCAGGGCUCUGUUGA
Messenger RNA from Auxenochlorella protothecoides, 858 nucleotides. RefSeq lists its product as hypothetical. The coding region runs from base 1 to 858 and encodes 285 amino acids. NCBI's taxonomy places the organism in Eukaryota, Viridiplantae, Chlorophyta, Trebouxiophyceae, Chlorellales, Chlorellaceae. Gene Ontology annotation, biological process: SNARE complex assembly. Gene Ontology annotation, cellular component: lytic vacuole; endosome. The record is from RefSeq and is a predicted model, not a curated record. Gene Ontology annotation, molecular function: SNARE binding. The transcript is spliced from 3 exons.